Copidosoma floridanum is the source of this 2008-nucleotide messenger RNA. RefSeq names its product beta-1,4-mannosyltransferase egh (gene egh). Gene Ontology annotation, molecular function: beta-1,4-mannosyltransferase activity. Gene Ontology annotation, cellular component: cytoplasm. Lineage: Eukaryota; Metazoa; Arthropoda; Insecta; Hymenoptera; Encyrtidae. The record is from RefSeq and is a predicted model, not a curated record.
UCGAGACUCGAGACUCGAGACUAUAUACCUACAAACUGGCAACGCCUCUAUAUACGUACGAAUCUACGUUCUUCUGCUUCAUAUUUGUAUUUUAGUUCUCGCCAGUUUCAACGUUAACUCCAUGCAUACAAGGUUUACUGAGUUUCUGCUAUUCUGCUGUUAUCUUUUUCACUUUGGGUCAAGUUUUGAGUGUCACAUCGUCAUUUUUUCGAAGUCAACCUUGCUAUAGCUUGUAUAUAAUGCUAAGCAGUUGGAUUAAGCAUACUUUGCACUGCUUUCUUUUAGUGACCGUUAUACUGCUCUUUGAAUUUGUAUCAGGUGGUUUGCACUGGGGACCAAGAGACCAGAGCCAACUCGAUCCAUGGCAUCAGUACGGCUUUGUGGGUACUCUUGUGCUUUAUCUCUUAAGAACUCUGACUUUUCUCUCCUUUCCUCAAGUUCUCUUCAAUUUCAUUGGACUUACCAUUUACAAUGCCUUCUUAACCAAAGUAGAUCUUAAGGGCUCACCUCUUCUUGCACCCUUUGUCUGCAUCAGGGUAGUGACUCGUGGUGAUUACCCCCAAUUAGUGAAAACGAAUGUAGACAGAAAUUUGAACAAGUGCAUUGAUGCAGGUCUAGAGAACUUUCAAAUAGAAGUAGUGAGUGAUAAGCCCAUUGGCUUGGCAGCACAUAGGAGGGUACGAGAAGUAGUGGUGCCUUCUACCUACCGAACAAGCAGUGGAGCUCUGUUUAAAGCCAGAGCCCUACAAUAUUGCUUAGAAAAUUCUGUCAAUGAGUUAGCUGAUCAUGAUUGGAUUGUUCACCUUGACGAAGAAACAUUACUUACUGAAAAUUCUAUUCGAGGAAUAUUAAAUUUUAUUCUUGAUGGAAAACACCAAUUUGGUCAAGGGUUAAUUACUUAUGGUAAUGAAGAUAUUAUAAGCUGGUUUACUACACUCGCUGACAGCUUUAGGGUAGCCGAUGAUAUGGGAAAACUUAGACUGCAGUUUACCAUGUUUCACAAGCCUCUUUUUAGUAUGAAAGGCUCAUAUGUAGUCACUCAGAUGGGUGCUGAAAGACAAGUGUCCUUUAAUAAUGGUCUGGAUGGAUCUGUUGCGGAGGAUUGUUUCUUUGCGAUGAAGGCAUUCUCUCUCGGCUAUACAUUCAACUUCAUUGAUGGCGAAAUGUGGGAAAAAUCACCUUUUAACUACUGGGACUUUGUGCAGCAGCGCAAGCGCUGGCUUCAAGGCAUUCUGCUUGUUGUACAUUCCAAAGCAAUACCGCUAAAAAAGAAGUUACUGCUAGGCAUAUCGUGUUAUUCAUGGGUCACAUUGCCCUUGUCUACGUCCAACAUUUUUCUCGCCUACUUUUGCCCCAUAACAUGUCCUCCACUUAUGGAUUUUUUUUGUGCUUUUAUCGGUGCUGUUAAUCUUUACAUGUACAUUUUUGGGGUUGUCAAAUCUUUUUCACCGUACCGAUUUGGAUAUCUCAAGUUUACAUGCUGUAUAUGCAGCGCAAUUCUUGUUAUACCAUUUAAUUUGUUCAUUGAAAAUGUAGCUGUUAUUUGGGGUUUGUUCGGCAAAAAGCAUAAAUUCUAUGUUGUGGAAAAGGAAUUAAAACCAGCAAUCACAGUCUGAUAUUUAGUUUACAAUACAAAGUUACUAAUUUUGCAGUGCAUAAGCCACUUAACUUAUAUUUUUCAUGAUACUGGUACACAAGGAGUACUUGUGAUGGUCAAAGAGUCAGGUUUAAUAUUUAUGCACUAAUAACAACUAGCAUUAUGCUGUAACUCAUCUUAAAACUAUGUAUUUAGCAUAUUGCUAAGUUCUGAUCCUACAACCUCAUUUUAAAACUCCUAGCGAUAUUAAAACACUAACAAAAAAUGAGUGAAAUCUCAAACAAGUGUUGAUUUCGGUCCAAAGCAUACCCUUACUCAUCCAUCUUCAAUGAAUUACUACAAUAUACAAUUAAAUUUACAAGGAUGUUAUCAUGUACAAAAUCAUUAAGUAAAAAAAAAAGUAUUUAAAAA